UUCAAUUUCUUCGAUUAUUGUCAUUUGGCUCAAAAUCUUAACUUAGGGAUUGUUUCCAUUGAGGUUAUUGAGGAAGAAAGCUACGACAUCGUUUCAUUUCACUUCAAUAAAUUCUGUACAAGAUCGCGGAAGAGAAGUAGAAGAAAACAGGAGCGGAAGGGAAAACGUUAUUCAGUGGCCAGAGCUAGCAACUUCCACUCGGAGCUCUGCUUCACCGCCAUGGAUUACUUGAAGACGGUGGUGCCUUCACAACUCCUGGCGGAGCGAGGCUCCAAUCUGGUUGUCAUCAACCCUGGGUCUGCAAAUGUCAGGAUCGGCCUUGCACAGCAGGACACUCCCUUUAAUAUCCCUCACUGCAUUGCUCGCUAUACCAAUCAAUUGCCCAAACUUUAUGUUAAAGAUCAGAUGCUAAAUAUUCAGGUCACAACAGCUCAGCACAUGGAUCGUGAGAAGGCAUAUGAUAUAAUUGCUUCAUUGCUGAAGAUCCCUUUUCUGGAUGAAGAGGUUGCCAACAGUUCUUUUCCGCGCAAGACAGGACGUGUUGAUGGAUAUAAUACACAGAGUGGCAGGAAGGAUGUAGCUUUUACAUGGGCUAACGUAUAUGAGCAAGAAACCAACUCUUCUUUGGCAUCAGUGAUGCAUAUUCCAGGUGCAGAAAGACCAACAAUUGAAAGUCAUAUUGGUGAGGCCUCGGAGAAGCAUGAAAGUACAGAUGCUCAGGAGCCUACUACAAGUGGGCAUAAAUACAGAGGUUUCAUUUGUGGUGAGGAAGCACUAAGAAUACCCCCCACAGAGCCCUAUUGCUUACACCGACCUAUUCGCAGAGGACACUUGAACAUUUCACAACAUUAUCCCAUGCAGCAGGUGCUUGAGGACCUUCAUACUAUUUGGGAUUGGAUUUUGGUAAAGAAACUGCAUAUCCCUCAAUCUGAAAGAAGCAUGUAUGCUGCCAUACUUGUUUUGCCAGAAACAUUCGACGAUCGUGAAAUAAAAGAAAUGAUAUCCAUAGUGCUACGAGAUUUGUGCUUUAGCUCAGCAGUAGUACACCAGGAAGGCCUUGCUGCAGUUUUUGGGAAUGGGUUAUCAAUGGCAUGCAUUGUAAAUAUUGGUGCUCAGGUGACAUCUGUCACUUGCAUUGAGGAUGGAGUAGCUAUACCCAAUACAGAAAAGAAUUUGCCCUUUGGUGGAGAGGAUAUAUCCAGAUGCCUACUCUGGACUCAAAGGCAUCAUCAGACAUGGCCCCAAAUUCGAACUGACAUUUUGACAAAGCCUAUUGAUCUGCUGAUGCUCAACAGACUACGGGAGUCCUAUUGUGAGAUCAAGGAGGGAGAGGUUGAUGCUGUAGCUGUAGUUCACUCCUAUGAGGAGGGUGUACCAGCUGGAUCCCAUAAGACUAGGCUAACUGCUCUUAAUGUACCACCUAUGGGUCUGUUCUACCCAAUGCUGUUGGUUCCAGAAGUAUAUUCUCCACCACCCCGAUCUUGGUUCCAUGAUUAUGAGGAUAUGUUGGAAGAUACAUGGCAUAUAGAAUAUCCUAGAAGACCUGAUAUGCCUGAUGGUCUAUUUCCUGGCAUUAAUGUUGGAUUAUCCAUGUGGGAUAGCUAUCCAGUUUUCCCUUCUAGGCCUAACAAAGAAGAAAAGGUUGGUCUUGCAGAGGCUAUCACCAGCAGCAUUCUUUCAACAGGUCGUAUAGACCUCAAGAGAAAAUUAUUUUGUAGCAUACAAUUGAUUGGUGGAGUGGCUUUGACACCUGGUCUUACUCCUGUGGUGGAGGAGAGAGUUUUACAUGCAAUCCCUUCAAAUGAAGCAAUUGAUACAGUUGAGGUUCUGCAGUCAAGAACAAAUCCAACCUUCGUGUCCUGGAAAGGCGGAGCUAUUCUUGGAAUUCUUGAUUUUGGUCGGGAUGCUUGGAUACACAGGGAGGAUUGGAUUCGCAAUGGGAUUCACGUAGGGAGUGGGAGAAAAUAUAAGGACUCUUACUAUCUUCAAGCACAAGCGAUGUGUUAUAUAAAUUCCUAAAGGAGACUGGAAGUAAUGCGGCCUCAAUUUAGAAUUAGCAACUUUCAGGGUAAUGUAAAGUCUAAUUUAACUGAAGCCUUAACAUUUGUAAAAGUUGAUUUGGCCAAGCAUACAUGAUUGUUUGGAAGUCUCUAUGUUUCUUUUGGACAGGUGAUUUAGAAUGCUGAAAGCGUGUUAAUAUUCCGUUAGUGGCAUUCACAAACAUGUGCUUGGAGACUUGCAUAUUAUACUCGAGGAGAUGAAGCAACUGUUUGGCUUUUUAUUUGUGCAGCUGCUAAAUGGCAAAUUCUGUUCAUAUUCUUGUUGUAGAAGACCAAAUUUCUGAGCUUAAUUGAUCCUAGUUGCAAAAGAUACUAUCAAAUUUGUGAAGCUUCCAUUAUAGUUGUACGGCAAAUCAGCUUCCAUUUCCUGCUGCUUUUUUUUUUUCUUUUGUGCCGCAGCUAUAGAACUUGAGUGUGAAUUUUUAACCUGCAAGAUGAUCUGGAGAAUUGAUUAUAA
Messenger RNA from Hevea brasiliensis (rubber tree), 2517 nucleotides. RefSeq names its product actin-related protein 9. The record is from RefSeq and is a predicted model, not a curated record. The coding region runs from base 220 to 2019 and encodes 599 amino acids. Gene Ontology annotation, biological process: regulation of DNA-templated transcription; double-strand break repair. The transcript is spliced from 20 exons. Lineage: Eukaryota; Viridiplantae; Streptophyta; Magnoliopsida; Malpighiales; Euphorbiaceae. Gene Ontology annotation, cellular component: Ino80 complex.